AUGGCGAACAAGCAAGGGAAAAUGCAAAAUUUGGUAUACUACUCCAACGCACCCGCCCAGAAGCAACCACUAAUUGACGAACAGAUCAACUAUCGCAUGCGUGUGACCAUGAAUGAUGGCCGGCAGAUGACGGGUCAAAUGCUUGCGUUCGACAAACACAUGAAUCUUGUCCUCGCCGACACUGAAGAAUUCCGCAAAGUCAAACGCAAGCAGGCCAAACCCUCCGCACCUGCCGCGCCCGGAUCAGCAGCAGCAACAACCGUCGAGUCCGAAGAAAAACGUACCUUGGGCCUGGUGAUUCUCAGAGGAACAAACAUUGUGAGCUGCAGUGUUGAGGGACCUCCUCCGUCGGACCCCUCUUCUCGUCUCGGCCAGUCUGCGCCCGGUGGUGCUCCUGCUGCUCUGCAAGCUGGAAGCGGAGUUUCUAGACCGGCAGGUCGAGGACUCCCUGUCGGCCUGGGUGGACCAGCAGCUGGCGUCGGAGUCGGCGGUCCACCACCAACAGGAGGGUUUGGCUUCCCCCCUGGUGGAUUUCCUGGAGGAGCGCCGCCCCCGGGUUUUGGAGGAAGGGGAGGCCCUGGAGUUCCGCCCCCGAGCGGCGGUCCACCACCAGGCUUUGGCGGACCUCCACCGGGUUUCGGUGGUCCUCCAGGUGGUCCUCCCGCCGGAUUUCAGCCACCUCCCGGGUUCCAAGGUGGUCCACCUGGACAAGGGAGAGGAUUUCCGCCGCCAGGAUUUGGAGGAAGGUAG
This is a messenger RNA of Rhinocladiella mackenziei CBS 650.93, 750 nucleotides long. RefSeq lists its product as uncharacterized. Bases 1 to 750 code for a protein of 249 amino acids. Gene Ontology annotation, biological process: mRNA splicing, via spliceosome. Gene Ontology annotation, molecular function: RNA binding. Gene Ontology annotation, cellular component: U2 snRNP; U4/U6 x U5 tri-snRNP complex; catalytic step 2 spliceosome. NCBI's taxonomy places the organism in Eukaryota, Fungi, Ascomycota, Eurotiomycetes, Chaetothyriales, Herpotrichiellaceae. The transcript has 3 exons. The record is from RefSeq and is a predicted model, not a curated record.